AUGACAAGACAAUGGCACCCUCAUCCAACUGCCAAUGGGCGUUGGACAAGAAGAUUCUACAUUCUUUGCUUAUUGUCACUGUCCGGGUGCUUAUCGGGAGUGACUGUCGCCAAGAAAUCUACUAGUACAACAGCAGCAACCAUAGAAUCACCGUAUGCACAAGAUUUGAAUGAUUGGGUUCGAGCACGCUGCAACAACGACAACGACAACGAUAUAGCACUGUGGGUGUAUCAAGGAGCCUUGGUGGAUCCUUUGGAAGGACGCAAAAUUGCCAACGUCCAAGGACUCGAGAUUGUCCGAUGUAUUGCCAAUGUGGGAACAACAACAAGUCCACAAGACAGUAAACGCCUCUACCAACAACAAUGUGGAGAUUUACAAGUCGCCAAAUUGAUUGGACAGGCCAAUGCCACCUUUGAUCGAGUCUCGACCAUUCUUUCCAGAAAAUUAUUUUGCUAUCAACCACCCGAUGGACCACCACAACUACAACAACAACAACCCAAUACUAAUAAUACUAAUCAAGAACUACUCCGACAAAUCAAAUUGAGACCCAAUGCACCCAAACGAUACAUUCCCAUACAACAAUCCAUUGCCGUAUACGAUACGGCCACUACGUUUAUUGCUCGUGGAGCACAACUCAUUGCACAUACGGAAUGGCCCGAUCGACAGUCCAUUUGGGGAAUGGUCACACGGACUGCUACUACUACUACGACACCAACUACUAAUGCCGACGACCAAACUACGACCAAAUCCUUUGAAUUUACCAUUUUUGCCAGACUCAAAUCACUCAAAACGAAACCAGAAGAACUCUUUGACUUGACCACCACAGUACCGCCCACAGACGACAGCAACAACAGUCAAGUAGAUGCUGCCGUUUCGUCACCCAAGAGAUCCAAACUCAUUGAAUUUGGUACUGGAAGUUCUCGCAGCAAGGACAAGUUUGGAGCGCGGGAAACCUAUUCCUACACCAACAUUCCUGCUUCAGGAUCACUAGCACCUCCUACUCGUCGUGGGUGGUGGGGGCGACCAAAAACUGCUACGACUACUACGCCACCGCAAGUCCGCUACUCGCGCUAUGGAGAAGGACCACCGUUUGUCGGCCCGGGGCGAACAUGUACCUUGGAAUUGCAAGGAAAGCGUGUUUCCAGUGUGGAUGAUCUGCCUCCCUUUUUGGCAAAUGUCGUGGCGGAACGCUUGUCACCACGCUUCUUGACCAGUGUCAUGAAUACUAGUAGUAGUAGUAGCGAGCUGCCACAAUGGUUCCGCCAAUCAGAACGACUGCUUCAAAUCCAGCCGGACGAUGACAAUGAAAAAGCAAGAUUGCUGCCAGAGCAGUGGAGGGAUCGGGGCCAGAAAGCAUGGCAUCAGGUUCGACAACGAGUUUCGACACUAUUUGGCUAG
Messenger RNA from Seminavis robusta, 1398 nucleotides. The record is from the annotation of a GenBank genome assembly. Lineage: Eukaryota; Bacillariophyta; Bacillariophyceae; Naviculales; Naviculaceae.